Magnolia sinica is the source of this 4550-nucleotide messenger RNA. RefSeq names its product probable leucine-rich repeat receptor-like protein kinase At1g35710. The transcript is spliced from 2 exons. Gene Ontology annotation, biological process: hormone-mediated signaling pathway; protein phosphorylation. The record is from RefSeq and is a predicted model, not a curated record. The coding region runs from base 123 to 4319 and encodes 1398 amino acids. NCBI's taxonomy places the organism in Eukaryota, Viridiplantae, Streptophyta, Magnoliopsida, Magnoliales, Magnoliaceae. Gene Ontology annotation, cellular component: plasma membrane. Gene Ontology annotation, molecular function: protein binding; protein kinase activity; ATP binding.
UGGCCAUACACAAAUCUCUACCCUUUGCUUUCCUACUCAUUUUGUUAGCCUUUCUUUCUUUCCAAGCAAUAUCAUUUGCAACAGCAGCACCAUCAUCCACACUCUCAGAAGUAGAGGCUCUCAUGAAAUGGAAAGCCAGCCUCUCAGCAUCACAAGCUCUCCAUUCAUGGUCUCUUCCUUCUGCUAAUUCUACCACCAACAUAAUCUCUCCUUGCAACUGGACCGGGAUCUCAUGCAACAUCCUUGGAAGUGUCACAGGGAUAAGCCUACCGAGUCUGGGUUUGGAAGGUAAGCUCGAUAACUUGAGUUUCCCGUCAUUUCCAAACCUCCUUCAUCUUGAUGUCAGCGGCAACACACUCAUAGGAACCAUUCCAGCCCAUCUUGAACCCCUUUACAAACUCACGUCCCUGAAUCUGUCUGCAAAUGAAAUAAUUGGAUCAAUACCUCUGGAAAUAGGGAAUCUUGUGAAUUUGAAUGAGCUUGACUUGUCCAUUAACCAUCUAGAUGGUUCCAUCCCUUCCACUCUAGGAAAUCUGACAAAGCUUUCCAUCUUGUACCUGGACCAAAAUCGAAUCUCUGGCUCCAUUCCUUCACAAAUCGGGAAUCUAGAAGCUCUGGUUGAGUUGACAUUGUCCCAAAACAAUCUGACUGGUCAGAUCCCUCCCGCUUUGGGUAAUUUGCCCAUGCUCAGAAUUUUGUUUUCAUCCAGAAAUCAAAUUUCAGGCACAAUACCUGGAGAGUUAGGGAAUCUCAAGAAUUUGGUGGAGUUGUCCCUGUACCAAAACAAUUUGACUGGUCAGAUUCCUCCUGCUUUAGGUAAUUUGAGCAACCUUACAAAAUUGUAUCUCUACGACAACCAAAUUUCUGGCUCAAUUCCACCGGAAGUAGGGAAUCUGGUUAAUCUCAAAGAGCUUGACAUGUCCACUAACCUUCUAACAGGUUCUAUCCCUUCCACUUUAGGAAACUUGUCCAUGCUCACUCUUCUUCAUCUGUUCAAAAAUCAAUUCUCUGGUUCAAUUCCACUAGAAAUAGGGAAUCUGUUUAAUCUCGAAAAGCUUGACUUGUCCAUUAACCAUUUAGAUGGUUCCAUCCCUUCCACUUUAGGAAAUCUGACAAAGCUUUCCAUCUUGUACCUGGACCAAAAUCAAAUCUCUGGCUCCAUUCCUUCACAAAUCGGGAAUCUACAAGCUCUGGUUGAGUUGACAUUGUUCCAAAACAAUCUGACUGGUCAGAUCCCUCCUGCUUUAGGUAAUUUGAGCAACCUUACAAUUUUGUAUCUCUACCACAACCAAGUUUCUGGUUCAAUUCCACCUGAAGUAGGGAAUCUGGUUAAUCUCAAAGAACUUGACAUGUCCACUAACCUUCUAACAGGUUCUAUCCCUUCCACUUUCGGAAACUUAUCUAUGUCCACUCUUCUUCAUAUGUUUGAAAAUCAAUUCUCUGGUUUUAUUCCACCUGAAGUAGGGAAUCUGGUUAAUCUCUGGGAUCUCAAGCUAUCCAGUAACUUUCUAACUGGUUCUAUCCCUUCCACUUUAGGAAAUCUGACAAAGCUUUCCAUCUUGUACCUGGACCAAAAUCAAAUCUCUGGCUCCAUUCCUUCACAAAUCGGGAAUCUACAAGCUCUGGUUGAGUUGACAUUGUUCCAAAACAAUCUGACUGGUCAGAUUCCUCCUGCUUUAGGUAAUUUGAGCAACCUUACAAAAUUGUAUCUCUACGACAACCAAAUUUCUGGCUCAAUUCCACCGGAAGUAGGGAAUCUGGUUAAUCUCAAAGAGCUUGACAUGUCCACUAACCUUCUAACAGGUUCUAUCCCUUCCACUUUAGGAAACUUGUCCAUGCUCACUCUUCUUCUUCUGACCGAAAAUCAAUUCUCUGGUUCUAUUCCUCCAGAAAUAGGGAAUCUGUUUGAUCUUGAAAAGCUUGACUUGUCCGUUAACCAUUUAAAUGGUUCCAUCCCUUCCACUUUAGGAAAUCUGACAAAGCUUUCCAUCUUGUACCUGGACCAAAAUCAAAUCUCUGGCUCCAUUCCUUCACAAAUCGGGAAUCUACAUGCUCUGGUUGAAUUGUCGUUGUUCCAAAACAAUCUGACUGGUCGGAUCCCUCCUGCUUUAGGUAAUUUGAGCAACCUUGCACUUUUGAAUCUCCACACCAACCAAGUUUCUGGUUCUAUCCCUCGUACUUUUGGAAAGUUGACCAAGCUUACUUUUUUGAAUCUCCACACCAACCAAGCUUCUGGUUCCUUGCCUCAAGAAAUGACAAACAUGACAAAUCUUUCGGAACUCUACUUGGGUAACAACAACUUUUCUGGCUACUUACCUCAGUUAUGCCAUGGGGGAUCUCUUGAAAAAUUCACUGUGCCAAACAACCAUUUCAGUGGUGAGAUUCCGAGAAGCUUCAGAAAGUGCACUAGCUUAACAAGAGUUCUACUCAACGGAAAUCAACUCACUGCAAAUGUAUCAGAAGCCUUUGGUGUAUACCCACAUCUCAUAUACAUGGACGUCAGCAACAACAUGCUGUUUGGUGAACUCUCACCAAACUGGGGAGAAAGCCAAAAAUUGACAAAGCUAACAUUCUCCGGGAACAUGAUCACCGGUAGAAUUCCUCUAGAGAUUGGGAAGCUGAAGCAGCUAGAAGUGCUUGGUCUUUCUUCGAACCAACUAAUAGGAGAGAUUCCAAAGGAAUUUGGGUGGCUGACUUCUUUGUUCAACUUGACUUUAAAUGAUAACCAGCUUUCUGGUCAGAUACCCCAAGAGAUUGGAAAACUAUCCGAUUUAGCGUUUCUUGACCUGUCAAGGAAUCAGCUAAGUGGUUCAAUACCACCUGAAAUUGGGGAUUGCUCCAAACUCCAGUAUCUAAAGUUGAGCGAAAAUGUUUUAAAUGGAAGCAUUCCUUUUCAGAUUGGUAACCUAGAAUACCUACAGAUCUUACUAGAUCUAAGUCAUAACUCCUUCAAUGGACAGAUAUCACCACAACUCGCAAAAUUGAUUAGGCUGGAAAAGUUAAACCUCUCCCAUAACAUGCUGACAGGCUCUAUUCCGCAUUCUUUUGAAGAGAUGUUCAGCUUGCAAUCCAUUGAUUUUUCAUACAAUGCUUUGGAAGGUCCUCUUCCUAGCAGCAAAGCCUUUCGGAAGGCUCCGGCAGAGGCAUUCAUAAAAAACAAAGGCUUAUGUGGUGAAGUACAAGGUUUGCGGCCUUGCAAUGCCUCUUCAAUAAGUCAUGGUGAUGCAAGGAAACGCCACAAAGUUGUGAUCCUCAUUAUUCUUCUCUUCUCAGUAUUGUUUCUUUUAUUUGCAAUCGUCGGCAUAAUUUCUUCCAUUUAUUAUCAAAGAAGAAGAAGAAUAGAGAAAGAGGUUCUUGAAAGGAGCGAAGGAAAUACAUUUUCAACAUGGAAUUAUGAUAGGAUUUCCACGUUUGAAGACAUUGCGGAGGCGACAGAGGGUUUUCAUGACAAAUACUGCAUUGGAACUGGAGGGUAUGGAAAAGUUUACAUAGCAAAUCUACCAGCAGGCCAGGUAGUAGCUAUAAAGAAACUUCACCUACUCGAAGGUGGGAAUCAAUCUGAUCAAAGAAGUUUUAGGAAUGAGAUAAAAGCAUUAACGGAAAUCCGUCAUCGCAACAUUGUGAAACUUUAUGGCUUUUGUUCCCAUGCUCGAUGCUCAUUUCUAAUCUAUGAGUACAUGGAAAGGGGAAGCUUGGCAAGCAUCCUAAGCAACGAUGAAGGAGCUACACAGUUGGACUGGACUUUGAGGGUGAAUGUUAUCAAAGGUGUGGCUCAUGCUUUAUCUUACAUGCAUCAUGAUUGUACCCUACCGAUUGUCCAUCGAGACCUAUCAAGCACCAAUGUUCUGUUGAAUUCAGAACUUGAGGCUAGUGUCUCUGACUUUGGAACUGCACGAUUGCUGAUACCCGAUUCCUCAAAUUGGACUGCACUCGCAGGCACUUGCGGAUACAUCGCUCCGGAGCUUGCAUAUACAAUGAGGGUGACUGAAAAAUGCGACGUAUAUAGCUUUGGUGUUGUGGCACUUGAAGUGAUGAUGGGAAGUCAUCCUGGGGAGCUCAUCUCCUCUUUGUCAUCAUCAAGCAGACAAGAUACACUGCUAAAAGAUAUGUUGGACCAACGUCUCUCAGAUCCGAUGGCUGAUGUUGCACAGGAAGUCUUAUUUGUGGUAUCCAUGGCUCUUGCAUGCAUUCGGCCAGAUCCAGACACUCGGCCAACCAUGCGACAUGUGGCUCAGGAGCUUUCUAUUAGAGGGCCUUCUUUCUCUCUACAGCCAUUCCAUGCAGUUACAUUACGUCAGCUGAUGGAUCUGAAGGUAUAGUUGGGUGGAUGAAAAUCACCAAGUUUGUGGACAUGUGGUGGCAUGAACAUUAUUACUGUGUGUUUGUUGUAUGAAAAUCAUCGAGCAUGGAGAAGGUGUUUUUCUUGUUAUGAUAUGUACAUAAUUCAGUGUGUAGAAUCGAUGUUUAUAGAAAUGUAGUAUUUUAGUGUUGGUGAUCGAAAUCUCUUUGUUAUAAAGUAUUUGAAAGAAUAAAGAUGUUUUCUUGUGUGA